AUGUCAAGCCUGAAUGCAGUCGGCGAUGACUUGUGCAUUGCAUUCCCUUACGCACUUAAACCCAGCCCAAAAUACAAGCGUUCCAUCACCACCAUGCGCAUCCAACAGGAAUCCCCGAAUAAUGAGUCAACCCGACCACCAGUCCGUGUCCCGAAUGCGCCAACCAGCGGCUCGCAGCAAAUCGCAGCCCAGAGUCCAUCGCCCCAACGGACUCUCGUAGAUCGAAACUUCCCCCGUGACGCAGGGUCGCCCUGGCCCUUGAACAAGUUUAGUUGA
Molecule: messenger RNA, 276 nt
Organism: Uncinocarpus reesii 1704
Lineage: Eukaryota; Fungi; Ascomycota; Eurotiomycetes; Onygenales; Onygenaceae
Exons: 2
Coding region: 1-276 (91 amino acids)
Source: RefSeq, a predicted model, not a curated record